GAAGCACCGCCUCCGCCCGGGUGUCUAGCUCGUUCUCGCGCCUUGGUUCAGGGGCGCGCCCACGGUAGCCCCCUAGGCGCGCGACCCAGCUCCGUGGCGUCGCCCGGCGAGAAGGCUCUGUCACGCAGGCGCGUUCGCGCGGCGUGGGCGGCGGCAGAGGCGUCCCCGGCUUCCUGGAGGGCCCGGGGAGACAGCGCAGCCGCCAUUUUGUCUAGGGCUUGUAGCUGCGGCUCGGGACGGGGGAGGUGGAGGCUGGGCUGUGUCGCUCGUCCGGAAGACCCUUGGGUUGCACCGAGAUGCGGCAUUCAAAACGAACUCACUGUCCUGAUUGGGAUGGUAGGGAAAGCUGGGGUCAUGAAAGCUACAGUAGCAGUCACAAACGCAAGAAGAGAUCCCACAGUAGUACGCAAGAGAACAGGCACUGUAAACCACAUCUACAGUUUAAAGAAGCAGAUUGUCAUUAUUUGGAAGUAAGAUCCUUAAAUGAGAGAGAUUAUCGUGAGCGGAGAUAUGUUGAUGAAUACAGAAAUGACUACUGUGAAGGAUAUGAUCAUAGACAUUAUCAUAGAGACUAUGAAAGCAGUUAUCACAACCACUGCAGUAAAUCUUCAGGCCGAAGCAGGAGAAGUAGUCCAAAAAGGAAGCGUAAUAGACAUUGUUCAAGCCAUCAAUCACAUUCGAAGAGUCACCGAAGGAAAAGAUCCAGGAGUAUAGAGGAUGAUGAGGAGGGUCACCUGAUCUGUCAAAGUGGAGACGUACUAAGAGCAAGAUAUGAAAUUGUUGCUACUUUGGGUGAAGGAGCUUUUGGCAAAGUAGUAGAGUGCAUUGAUCGGGAUAUGGAUGAUACGCAUGUUGCAGUGAAAAUUGUAAAAAAUGUUGGUAGAUACCGUGAAGCUGCUCGUUCAGAAAUCCAAGUAUUGGAGCAUUUAAACAGUACUGAUCCCAAUAGCGUGUUCCGAUGUGUCCAAAUGCUGGAGUGGUUUGAUCAUCAUGGUCAUGUUUGCAUUGUAUUUGAACUGCUGGGACUCAGUACUUAUGAUUUUAUUAAAGAAAAUAGUUUUUUGCCAUUUCAACUUGACCAUAUCAGGCAGAUGGCAUAUCAGAUCUGCCAGUCCAUAAAUUUUUUGCAUCAUAAUAAGUUGACCCAUACAGAUCUGAAACCUGAAAAUAUUUUGUUUGUUAAGUCUGACUAUGUAGUCAAGUACAAUUCUAAAAUGAAACGUGACGAACGCACACUGAAAAAUACAGAUAUCAAAGUUGUUGAUUUUGGAAGUGCAACUUAUGAUGAUGAGCAUCACAGCACUUUAGUAUCUACACGACACUACAGAGCUCCAGAAGUCAUUUUAGCACUGGGAUGGUCUCAGCCCUGUGAUGUUUGGAGUAUAGGCUGCAUUCUCAUUGAAUAUUAUCUUGGUUUCACAGUAUUUCAAACACAUGAUAGUAAAGAACACUUAGCAAUGAUGGAACGGAUAUUAGGACCUAUACCAACACAUAUGAUCCAGAAAACAAGAAAACGCAAAUAUUUUCACCACAAUCAGUUGGAUUGGGAUGAACAUAGUUCGGCUGGUAGAUAUGUUAGAAGACGUUGCAAACCAUUAAAGGAAUUUAUGCUUUGUCAUGAUGCAGAACAUGAGAAUCUAUUUGACCUGGUUCGAAGGAUGUUAGAGUAUGAUCCAGCCAAAAGAAUUACCUUGGAUGAAGCAUUACAACAUCCUUUCUUUGACUUAUUAAAAAAGAAAUGAAAUGUACAAUCAGUGGUCUUACUAUAUAACUUCUCUAGAGGAGAUUACAUAAGACUGUGUCAGUCAACUAAACAUUCUAAUAUUUUUGUAAACAUUAAAUUAUUUUGUACAGUUUAAGUAUGUAAAUACUGUAUGUUUUGUAUCAAUGCCAUAUUUAUCUUGUUAAGCAAGUAUGGUCUUGAUAAUGAAUGUUAAUGUAAAAAAAUUAAAGUUAAUUUCCAUUUUUAAAAAAAUUAGUUACCAUUUUUAGAGGUCUUUGGCUUGGUAACAUUUGUCCAGUGUUCAUGUUGAUCUUGUUUUCUUUGUAAAUGGAGGUUGACCCUUUCAAGUGAUCUUUCUGAGCAAAGGGUGAUCUUGGCUACUUUAUUUUUAAAUGAAUAUUCUUUAUCAAAAUUUGGAAUGUGAACCUUUUUUUAAACCUUUAAAACUUCCUAUGAUUGUUAGCAAAUAAGUAUUGCUUCGAUGUAGCGAAGCAGAUUUUUGCACUCUUAUAUGCCAAUGGUUUCUAAUUCUUAGGGAAUAUUCUCCUUUAUAAUAGAAUAUGUUUACACUUGACAUUUUAUUAAAUUGAAAUUUUUGUAUCUAGUAAAAGAUAACAUUGGCCAUGGUGAAAUUCUGCAAGAAGUAGAAAAGGCUUCCAGAUUGUCCAGUAUUCAUUUUAAUGGAAAUAUGUAUAUAUAUAUGCCCUCUCUGUUAUAACAUGAUAAUUUAUUAAUUAUCCCUCACUAGGGUACAAAAGUGGAGAUGAAAGAAAAGCUAAUUUUAGCACUUUUUAGUUGGGCUUCCAGAUGAAAUCUUAAUGAUUAAAACAUUGGAACAAACUUGUGCCAUCAGGGAAGGAAUUUCCAUUGGAAAUUAUGUAUGGAAUAAGCACAGGGAUGGGGACUAGUACCCUACUAAGGAAUUUAGUAAUCUUUUCUGUCCAUCUUCAUAUCUGUAAAAUGAAAGACCAUAAAUACCUCAGGAACUUAUUGUUAACCCAGGGUAUUAAUAAGCAGCUAAUAUUACUUAACAAGGUACUAAAAUUUUCUGAAAAUUAAAAGGCAUAAUUGGAAAACUUUUAACAAGAUACUAAGUCACCUCUGUAAAAUUCAGAACUUAGAUGGUUAGUAAAUACUCUUGUUAAAGAUGUAAUUUGAAUGUUUUAUGAAAGACUUAAGGGCCACUAAAAUCUUAAAUAAUCUUAGUUGAUUAAAUUUAUCUAUUAACAUAAUUACAUCUUCUACCAGGUAGCAAUUUAUUUUAGUCUAGCAUUCAUUAAAAACUUGAUAUGAUUGCUCUUUUAGAAACAAGGCUUUUUUUUUUUGCAAUUGAUACUCAAAUGCUUUGCUAAAUUUUGGAAGUUCUAUAUUGACAUUAAAACAAUUUUUUUAUACUUGCUUUUAUAUUUCUAAUAAAUUUUAGAUGUAUACUGUAUGAAGGAAGUUUUUUAGAAUGGCAAAAAAUAGUAAAGCCCAGAUAGUUUAAUUUUCCAAUAUUACAAUUCUGUUUCUUAAAAUUCAACCACUUCAGUUGCACUAUACUGCCAAAUGGAAUUUGGCUACUCUACAAAAAUAUAUCAACUAAAGUGUUUUCCUUUUCUCUGCCCAUCUCAGUUUUUUGAAGCUGACGUUUUUCUUUUUUUUUUUAACAGUUUCCAGGGAAACAAAUUUUAGUGGGGGGGGGGUAAUAAAAUUAUUGGCUAGACUAUGUAGGUUGUAUUAUCUAGAUUUCAUUGCCAUUGUCCUUAUUGCUGAAGGAUGAAUUCUAUGAAAUAUAAACUUAAAAUAUUUACCUAUAAACCAGAUUUCAUUUAAAUCUGUUAAAUAUUGCCAAAAUUCUCUGUCAAAUAAUGUUUCAAAAUGCAGACUUGAAACUCAAACUUGUUAUACUUGUCUUCUUGAAGUAUAUACCAAAGUUAGUUGAAAAUUGGACUUCUCCCAAAGUUACUGAAGAAACUGUUAAAUAUGAAACUGGAGUCAAAACACCAAUACCUACUAUUAGAAUAACUAAUUGAAAAUUGACUGUGUUUACUUGAGAAUGCCAAGGUAAUAUGGUGUUAAGAGAAAGAGCACUAGAAUUGGGAGUCAGGAGACCUGGGUUCAAAUCCAGAGUCUGACAUUAAUUUUAUGACUUGGAAAAUUACAUGCUCUCUUCGAGCCUCAUUUUCCUCAUCAAAAAAUUGAGAUAAUACUUGUAAUACCUGCUUCUCACUGUGGUUAUAGGGAAGAUUCUUUGCUAGACUGGUAAAGCUGCUACAUGAAUAUUCAAAAGCAGUUUUAUAGGGGUACUGGAACUGGUACUAUUUCUCCAUUUACUGAGUACUGGGGUGAGGGAAAACAUUUUGGCAUUCUGAUCAUUGUUCUACUCUUUCAGGAAGAUACACUUAAGUGCUUACAGUGUAAUUGAACUUUUUUCUUUUAAUCAAAGGAUAUUGUGGAUGAUUUGUACCAAAAAGUUUAAUACUAGGAUUUCACAUCCUUUGUAUUAAUGUGUUUUUAGUCUAUUUUUAUAGUGAGUAGCAUAGUUUAAAAGUGAUCUGAGCCAGAAAUCAGGAAACCUGGAUAAUAUAUAGUGAUAUGAGUCACUGCAUUUUAAAGUCUUAAACUUUUAAAGCAAUUCCUCAUCUGCCAAUUAUCCUUUUCUACUUUUAUUUUCUCUUAAGUAUGUGAUAUACUUGCAUACCAGGAGAGAUAAAUUUGGUUACCUAUCUGUUUUUUUUGGAAAUGACAUUAAACAUUCUUUUGUUAGUAUAGUAUGUGAAGUUAUACUAUAAAGACCUGAAUUUUUUAUCUGAAAUCAAAGUAGGGCUCUGUUUCUUGUAACGAAGUUGUGUUGGCAAAGAGAAAUGAAUUUUCUAUAGAAACUUGUUCAUUUUUGACUAGUCAAAAUAAUGUCUACUGUAUAGAUAUUUUUAUUUAUUUUCCUAACAUUCCCGUUCCUGAGUUUUUUGUUUGGUUUUAAAUGCUGCAAUUAUGGAAAACAUAGAUAAUUAAAGGCUGGAAACUAGGUUUAAGAAUCAUGGUCUAGCUUUAAACCCACAAAAUUUCGAACAUUGAAGCUGGAGCCCUGUGGGCCUAGUUAUUUCAGAUGUAAUUAACAGCAAUUGCAUGGAGUAAUAUUUAAGUUCAAUGAGUUGAAUUAAAGACCAUAUGUAGA
Messenger RNA from Monodelphis domestica (gray short-tailed opossum), 4880 nucleotides. It is a transcript of the gene CLK4, whose product is annotated as CDC like kinase 4. Gene Ontology annotation, molecular function: ATP binding; protein tyrosine kinase activity; protein serine/threonine kinase activity. The record is from RefSeq and is a predicted model, not a curated record. Gene Ontology annotation, cellular component: nucleus. Gene Ontology annotation, biological process: peptidyl-tyrosine phosphorylation; regulation of RNA splicing. NCBI's taxonomy places the organism in Eukaryota, Metazoa, Chordata, Mammalia, Didelphimorphia, Didelphidae.